Messenger RNA from Hemicordylus capensis (graceful crag lizard), 3596 nucleotides. RefSeq names its product four-jointed box kinase 1 (gene FJX1). Lineage: Eukaryota; Metazoa; Chordata; Lepidosauria; Squamata; Cordylidae. Bases 833 to 2197 code for a protein of 454 amino acids. The transcript has a single exon. Gene Ontology annotation, biological process: cell-cell signaling. The record is from RefSeq and is a predicted model, not a curated record.
GUUCUUGUAGGAUUCGGUUGACUCACAGCAUUCUUCUUCCCAUCCAAGGGUUAAAUGCCCUGAAGCAAAGCUCUGUAUUAAUUUUGCUACUAGGGCGAAAAUCCAUGCCAUAUUCCACCCCUAACCUAAUCUUUACACCACAACUCAGCGCCCAUCUCCUAAUCUGCCCCCGCUCAAACGGAGAGCUAUUUGAAUGAAAUCUGAACAACGUGCCCCUCUCCCAUCUUUUAUUCUAAACGUGCCGACUCCUUUGUGCUUCCCAAACGGGGUGGGCGGAGGGAGACGCAGCCGGAGGUCGCGAUCACCCGCCCUACCCCUUCUCAGAAUUGCAGCCGAUCUCCGCUCGGGACAAGCCGCUGGGGCAGCAAAUGAGCGCUCCAGCGCUCGGGGGUGAUCGGAGAGCGCCCCAACUUCUUGCAACCACCCCCCUGGGCAGCCACUCCCCGGUAGCGGGACCACCCUGUGCCGAGCCAUUGCCGCUUUAAGCAGAAAACCAUGCUGGGCUGUGGGCUGGGUCCCUGUGCCCCCCCUCGCUUCCCCACGUGGUCUCGGUGCUUGUGAAUUUCAAUCGCUGGAGGGUUUCGGUGCAGACAUCGGUCCGCAGCUGAGGACGGGGUACAGUCCGGAGAAGCGCGCCGCUCUCGAGGUCGCAGGCUUCUCUCUGCGUGGUGGGGCAGGUGGCUCCCGGUGCCGGCCAGCCACAGCCACAAUGAGCGAAGGCAGCCCGGAUCAGGAGAGCCGCGGGGCUGCACUGCCGCCGCCGCGUCCCAGAGCAGCAGACUGAGACAGCGGCAGCAGCACCAAGCCCAGCCGGAGGAGGAGGAGGAGGAGAAUGCACCGAGCGGGUCUGGCCGGGCUGGGCUCCGUGGCCGUGCUCUGGCUGCUGGCUUUGGCUUCUCUGCUAGCGCUGUGGAGCGGGCGGAUCGUGGAACCCGGCGCCAUCGGAGCGGAGCUCUCGCAAGGGCAGCCCAGAUCGGAGCUUGGAGAUCUCCGGGAGGCAGCGGCAGCUACAAGUCGUCUCCUCCGCCCUCCAAGUCAAGCCGCCCCGAAAACUUUCCGAGCGCUGCUUACGGUGCCGGGACAGCCUGCGGAGCCCCAGGAGGGGCCGGGCGAAAGCGGACAGGAGCCGCCGCCGCCGCCUCCUUCGGACCGUCCCCGCCGGGAGAGGCAAGGAGCGAUGGGCGGCGUGGAGCAGCAGCUUCCCGCCUCGCCUGUGCGCGGGGGGAUCUUCUGGAGCAGGGCGCUGGAGGCUCAGGUGCCGCCGGGCUUCUCGGCGGAGGAGACGGCCUCGUGGCUGCGGGCGGCCCGGGAGGCGCGCGUCGUGUCCCUGGAGCGGGGCGGCUGCGGCCGCAGCUCCAACCGGCUGGCCCGGCUGUCGGACGGGAGCCGCGCCUGCGUGCGCUACGGCAUCAACCCGGAGCAGAUCCAAGGCGAGGCGCUCUCCUACCACCUGGCCGGGCUGCUGGGCAUCCAAGAGCGCCUGCCGCCUCUGGCGCUCUCCCGGGCGGACGCCCGCGGCGGGCAGUGGGCGCAAGUGCGCGACGAGCUGCGCGGCUCUCAUUGGGCCGAGGGCGCCGUGGUGAGCCUCGCGCAGUGGGUGGACAAUCUGACCGACGUGGUGGCCCCCGCCCCCUGGCGAGCCGAGUCCGCCGCGGCGGCGGGGGCAGGAGCGGGCAGGAGCCGGCUGCAGCCCCUGGCGGCGGCGGAGCUCCGAGGCCUCAGCCCGGCGCAGCUGGCGGAGCUGGUGCAGUGGAGCGACUUGAUCCUCUUCGACUACCUGACGGCCAACUUCGACCGCCUGGUCAGCAACCUGUUCAGCCUGCAGUGGGACCCGCGGGUGAUGCACCGGGCCACCAGCAACCUGCACCGGGCCCCCAACGGGGGGCUGGUCUUCCUCGACAACGAGGCCGGCCUGGUGCACGGCUACCGGCUGCUGGCCAUGUGGGACAAGUACAACGAGCCCUUGCUGCGCUCCGUCUGCGUCUUCCGCGAGGCCACCGCCCAGCGGGUGCGCGAGCUGCACCGCCUGCGCAACGCGGCCUCCGAGCUGCUCCGGCUCUACCGGACUCAGGAGCCCCUGGCCGAGGCGCUGGGCUUCCUCUCCGACCACCAAGCCCAGCUGCUGCAGGACCGCGUCGAUCUGGUCCACAAGCACAUUGUGCACUGCAAAGCCAAGGCCGCCUCGCCGCCGCUGUGACCUGCUUCGCCGGGCUGCCUUGAGCGGAGCCAAGGGGGAGGCCCUCGCCCUCCUGCCGGCCCGGGGAGCUGCUGAACCAGACUCACGCUCGAGCCCGCGGGGCAGGGCAUGUGCCUCUAGUCGGAGCCUUACUGAAAUCUCGCAUAGGAAUGUGGGACCAGUCCCAAGUGCGAAGGAACUGCCUUGGAAGACAGCGUCUUUGGGGGAAAGCGCCAAUCUGUGGUGCCCAGUCAGUUCACGACUGGGAUCCCUCGCAGAAUGUCCUCUUCCUUUGUUUGAGGCUGGCAUUUUAAGACCUAGUCCCAGAAGUGAAGCCUCUUGCUCUUUUCAACAACACCCACUGCUACCAACCUCCUACACUACCCACGAAUGGGAGAUAGUUGGGAAGGAUGCACUAAAACUACAUAUUUAUGCUUUUUUUUUUAAGGCAGUAGAGGUAACUUUGACCCCAUGCACCUGUUCUGCACUAUUAUAAAACCAGACCAGAAAACACCCUUCCUUUGCACAAUAUUUGUUAGGAGUCAUGUGUAAAGGGGUCUUGGAGUACCUGGUAUUACAGGUGUGAAGCAAAGUAGGUGUGAACCUGAUUAGUCCUGGAGUCAUUGGGAGACCACUAGGAGCCCCAUGUAAAUGCUAAAUAUCUCACUGUAUUAGUUUCACACUAGGCUUCUCUUUCCAGAGUGGAUUCUCUCCCUCUAUGGAUUUUAAGGGUUUCCCUUAAGAAUUUGCUCUGUAAAAAGACUCUGUACAGAAGCUAUUAUCUAGAGUUGGAAUGGAUCAGCUACCUUUCCCUUUCAGUGGGAGUUACGUAGGCACACAAGUAUUCUCUGCCACCCUUUUUUUUUGAGGGGGGAGAAUCCAAUAACUUUGAAAACUGAAUAGCAUUUGUAAAUGAAUAACUGAUACCGCAAUGUGGGGCUGUGGAUUAGUAAAGUUGCCCCACCCUUGGAACUGCUUUUUGUGGUGGAUCUCCGCAGCCAGAAAAAAGAUAGUGUCAAAAAUGUAUAAGAAGUGUGCAGAAAACACCACUUCUCCAGUAGCUCUUCACCUUUCCAGUGAGAAGCAUUUGGCAAAGCUCCUUGGUUUCUUAGUGUGUCUGUUUUAUAUGUAACCACUGCUGUAUAGUAAAAUAAUUGACUAAUGGGGUGACAGAGGAGAAAAGAUUCCCAGGUUUAUAGUAUUGUCAGUGUAGCAAAUUUUUGAAGCAUUAAUCAGAUUGGAGUGGGGUGGGGGUGGGGAAUCAGUUUCAUGCACUUUACUUUUUUCUUAUUUUUUUAUAAAAAGACCUUUUUAUUUUGAAAAAGUCUGCAUUUUAGGUACAUGAUGUAUGUUCUUAAGCUCUUCUGUAACAUACUAAAGAAAUGGAUAUUUCAGUAAAAUGUGUUAAUGUUUUGCCUUA